GGCCAUUGUUCCUUCAAACCGGAGUUUAUUUUGAAAUCUUUCGCCGGAAGUGGCCUCAAUGUGUCCACCUCUGCGUUGCACAUGCAGCAGCUGCACGCGCUCACGUCCACUGUUUAAAUCCUCCUCGGGUUGGCUGUGUGAGCAGAACGUGUGCGGCGCUAAUGGCUGCCAGGGAGAGGGAGGAAGACAACAAAUGAACCCCAGAGAAACGAGUCGAAGUGAGGACUAGGAUGGUAAGCAGCCAGCCGAAGUACGAGCUGAUCCAGGAGGUGGGGCGUGGCAGUUACGGCGUGGUCUAUGAGGCAGUGGUGAAGCGCACAGGGGCCCGCGUGGCCGUGAAGAAGAUCCGCUGCCACUCUCCAGAGAAUGUGGAGCUGGCACUGCGGGAGUUCUGGGCCCUCAGCAGCAUCCAAAGCCAGCACCCAAACGUCAUCCACCUGGAGGAGUGUAUCCUGCAGCGGGACCAGCUGGCCCAGAGGAUGAACCACGGCUCCAGCUCCCCGCUCUACCUCGAGUUGGUGGAGACGUCUCUGAAAGGCGAGAUCACGUUCAACCCGUGCUGUGCCUACUACUUAUGGUUCAUCAUGGACUUCUGCGAUGGCGGCGACAUGAACGCCUACCUGCUGUCCCGCAAGCCCAGCCGCAAGACCAACACCAGCUUCAUGCUGCAGCUGGGCAGCGCGCUGGCCUUCCUGCACCGCAACCAGAUCAUCCACCGAGACCUCAAGCCCGACAACAUCCUCAUCUCCCAGGCCUGCACGCCGGCCGGCCUGUCCGAGCCCACGCUCAAGGUGGCCGACUUCGGCCUAAGCAAGGUCUGCUCGGCCUCGGGGCUCAGCUCAGAUAAGCCGGCCAGCGUCAACAAGUGCUUCCUGUCCACGGCAUGCGGCACAGACUUUUACAUGGCCCCUGAGGUCUGGGAGGGCCACUACACUGCAAAAGCGGACAUCUUCGCCCUGGGUGUGAUCAUCUGGGCCAUGGUGGAGCGCAUCACCUUUGUGGACGUGGAGACCCAGAAGGAGCUGCUGGGGAGCUAUGUGCAGCAGGGCUCUGAGAUCGUGCCCUUAGGCGAGGCCCUGCUGGAGAACCCUAAGAUGGAGCUGCUGAUCCCUGCCAGGAAAAAGAGCAUGAACAGCCACAUGAAGCAGCUGAUCAGGGAGAUGCUGUCGGCCAAUCCUCAGGAGCGGCCCGACGCCUUUGAAUUAGAGCUCAGACUAGUCCGUAUUGCCUGCAGAGAGCUGGACUGGGACACGUGAUGGAGGGGCAACACAACAGCACAGACUCAGCCAAUCAAGCUAAUGUCACAUAACGGGAUUCCUGUUUUGGUUUUUAACUAGGAAACAAUGAAUAGAAUAGUCAUUGUCUGUUUUGAUGGCUUACUGUCAUCCACUAUUCCAAGCACAUGCAGUCCUCUACUAGCUGUGUCUUUUUCCAUCAGAAGAGAAAAGGUGUGACGUCUGCCGUCGCUGCUGCUUCUCAGAGUUGGAGCUUAGUCUCAGGCUAAUCACAUCACAGCUUCCACUUUCGAGCAAAAAUGCCCCCAAAACUCGAUGGAUUUAAUUAGAAGAGAAAGUUGAAGUGGCAGUGAGACACUUUGACUACAAAUACUGUCUUGGACUCGGUGCUAAUUGUUACUAGAUGCAAUAUGAGACGUUCUCCUGUGAUCAUUACAGUGUGUGUUUAAUCCAAAGGGCCAGUAUUAAAACCCAAUUGCCUCAAUGUUUUGGAUGUGACGAGGCUGUGACAGAACCUGACUCUGGAAGUGAUUUCAGCCUGGCACAGGACUACCAGCACUAACAUUUACGUCAAAUUCAGGUAUGCCCUGGUUGCUCAGGUAAUAAAA
Molecule: messenger RNA, 1843 nt
Organism: Etheostoma cragini (Arkansas darter)
Lineage: Eukaryota; Metazoa; Chordata; Actinopteri; Perciformes; Percidae
Gene: pdik1l
Product: PDLIM1 interacting kinase 1 like
Exons: 3
Coding region: 231-1256 (341 amino acids)
Biological process (GO): axon extension; peptidyl-serine phosphorylation; autophagy
Cellular component (GO): autophagosome; cytoplasm
Molecular function (GO): protein serine/threonine kinase activity; ATP binding
Source: RefSeq, a predicted model, not a curated record